Pochonia chlamydosporia 170 is the source of this 735-nucleotide messenger RNA. RefSeq names its product conserved fungal protein. The record is from RefSeq and is a predicted model, not a curated record. The coding region runs from base 1 to 735 and encodes 244 amino acids. Lineage: Eukaryota; Fungi; Ascomycota; Sordariomycetes; Hypocreales; Clavicipitaceae. The transcript has a single exon. Gene Ontology annotation, cellular component: mitochondrion.
AUGUUGGCCAUUGUGCGCGCAUCUUUACGACCACGGCCAAUUCGUUCACUCAGUAUUCCAUGCGCACUACAUCAACCGUCACGAUGGUUCAGUCACAGCCUAUCCCGCCUAGUUGGUGAAGCAUCAUCACCUCCGAAACUCACAUAUCCAGAUCCCCCAACUGCAAACCACUCAGACCUCGAUUCAUUCAUCUCCUACGCCCGUCGAACCGGCCUGGACGAAAAGUCCACCGUCUACGUCGGCACCCACUACGAGUACAAAGUGUCUCGCGCCCUCUCCCAAUACGGAUUCCAUUUGAAACGGAUAGGCGGUGCAUCAGACUACGGCACAGACUUGGUCGGCACUUGGACACUCCCAUCUUCAUCCACUGCACCAUUACGAGUCCUAGUGCAGUGCAAAGCUGGCACUCAACGUGUUGGGCCACAGCACAUCCGUGAGCUGGAAGGGGCAUUUGUAGGCGCCCCUGUUGGAUGGAGAGGAACCGGCGUGCUGGGCGUGCUGGCUAGUGAGCGGCCUGCGACGAAGGGUGUUCGCGAUUCCCUGGGAAGAAGUAAGUGGCCCAUGGUGUAUAUGUGCUGCUCGAAAGAGGGAGCUGUGUCGCAAAUGGUUUGGAACCAGUGUGCGGAGGAGCUGGGGUUAGAGGAGUAUGGAGUUUCGAUUAGACGUGGUGAUGAUGUGGAGGCGUUGGUGUUGUUGAGAAAUGGGAGAGUGGUGCCGUUGUUGGAGGAGAAGUGA